AUGUUCGUUGAUGUUUACAGUAAAAUUGAGGGGUCGAAGGCCACGACGAAGUUAACAGCGGAAGUGCUCCGGUCGUUCAUAUCGCAGAAAAGACUGCCUCGCACUAACCAAGCAAGCGCUCUCAUUGAUGCCGUUAAUGUUGUCGGAGAGAAGCUCAUAGAUGCCAAUCCUGUGGGUCAGUUAGAGAAUCUGUUCGAGAUCUGCCAAAUUUAUGCUGGUGGAACGAUAGGUAAAAAUCACAUCUUAACAGUUCUGUCAUGGAAGUCUGCACGCCUUCGUUUGGGGCCUAUCAGUCAACAUAGUGAGUUGAGGCAGUUUAGCUAUGUCUGGAGAGUUUUGGAUGCAAAUAGAUCUUUUACCUGA
Molecule: messenger RNA, 363 nt
Organism: Fraxinus pennsylvanica
Lineage: Eukaryota; Viridiplantae; Streptophyta; Magnoliopsida; Lamiales; Oleaceae
Source: the annotation of a GenBank genome assembly